UCAACAGCUGAAAUUUAUUUUUAAUAAAUGAAUAAUUUAAAUCUUUAUGAACAUAAUGUUUUCGAUGUUUCUAUAUUACUUCUUUCAACAUUAUUGAAUCUGUUUUGAAGUGGCUAGAGCAGCGUGCACACUGGUGCACACAUGCCAACUAUAGUAUUUAAAUAGUAAAAUUAAAUAUUUUAAAUGUAUUUUUUAUGUUUUUAUUAACAUAUAUUAACAACAAUAAGAACAUUAUUUCAAGUGAAAAUUUGAUAUUGCAUUUGUAUGUACGUAAAAUAAUGAUGAGCACCGAUAAUACAUCAAAAUUUGAGGUUAAGCCUUUAAAAAAGCAAAAGCGAAUGAAAGAAAAACAUAAUUCAAAAGACCUUACAAAGGAAAUAAGUAACAACACUGAUGCAUCAGAAAAUAUUAGUAAUAAAAUAAAAGUUAAUAAAAAACUAAAAGAGACAAAGAAGAAAUUAAAUAACAGUAAUAACUUCAAUGAUAAUCAUGAAGAAAUUGUUAAAUGUAAGGAAGAAAAAAGCAAUAUUAAAAAGGUAAAAAAGAAAAUGAAUAGAAAUGAACCAGAUGAUGAAGCAAUACCACCAAAGAAAAGAUCAAAUAUCACAUCCAACAAUUUAGAAGAAACAGAAGAUGCAGAGGAAACUAAUGAAACUGAUUCAAAGGCUCCAAAGCAACCUUCCAAAAGGCAAAUGAAAAAAGAGAAAGCUCAAAUAAAAGAUAAUGAGAAAAGAAUAGCUAGUAAAAUGGAAGCAAUGAAAAAAGGACUUAAUUAUGUGUUGAAGUGGAAACAUGCGCGAAGUCAGUGGAAAUUUGAGAAACUAAAACAGAUUUGGCUUAUGGAUAAUCUGUUGGAUGAGACUUCAAUCCCAGAUGAUGUAUUUCCUAUAGUGUUAGAGUACUUUGAAGGAUGUAAAGGAAUGGCAAGAGAACAGCUUCUAAAACAAGGUAUGGAUAUCAUAAGAAAAAUAGAAGAAAAUGGAGAAAACAAAGAUGAAAUUGAAUCUGUUGCUUAUCAAAGGGCAAGAAAGCUUUUACAAGCUUUACCUACUGAGACAUAAUUUCAUUGAAAUUGUAACAAGGCAUUGACAAACCAUUUCAUUUUAAUCAUUUUUGUAAUACAUUGUUUACAUGUUUUGUAUAUUUCCCAUCUUCCCUACAAACAAAAUUUUUUGUUACAUACUGAAUGUAUAGUUGAAUAUUGUAAAUAAUUUAUAAAUCAAAUUUACCUGUU
Messenger RNA from Osmia bicornis bicornis, 1234 nucleotides. RefSeq lists its product as uncharacterized. Lineage: Eukaryota; Metazoa; Arthropoda; Insecta; Hymenoptera; Megachilidae. The transcript is spliced from 4 exons. The record is from RefSeq and is a predicted model, not a curated record. The coding region runs from base 195 to 1061 and encodes 288 amino acids.